GAACGUCCAUCGAAAAGCUGCAUCCCACCUUCCUUACCUUCAUGUAACGCCACCUCCGUAAUAAAUCCCGUCUCUCUUCUUCCUUCAUACCUAUCUACCCACCACGGAACCACAGCGUCAAGGAAAGACGACAUUACCUUCCGCUAGUCGUCUGGCGGCCCCGAUAUCUCCUUUUCUAUCAUGCUUCGUCGCUGUCAAGGGCCAUUAUAGCGUUGUGGCUUCGUCUCUCCUCGACUGCCCGGGCUGUGUGCCUCAUCGCAACAUGCCGGACCCCGUCAAGGCUGCGCAUUAUAUCCAGGCCCUCUGCGCUGCCAGGGCUGAAGGCAACUGGGAGGCCGUCCCCGAAUUCGUGCGCAAGAUCCGGAAACAUGCCCCGGACCGAGCCUGUCUCGCCCUGACCGCCGAGGUCGAACAUUCCAUUUCCACCGCUGCCAAGCAACCCGGCAUUGCCUCUCGUCCCUCGACCGCCCUCACCGCGAAGGACCUCGACGUGUCCAACCAACUGCCGAAGCUUCUCGAGGUCAUAGAGAAUGAAGCACAGUUCCUAGAAGACAAGUUUCAGGCCCAGGUCUGCGUUGGCUGGCUUCACUGGACCGUCGGCGAAUACAGUCUGGCUGGCGUCCGACUCCCCUCUCGCCUCGACCUCGAACAAAUUCAGUUCGACCCGACCCACAAGGCCUCCGAGUGGACCAACGUCUGCGCUCUCAAGGCCGCCUACCUGAAAGCCGACUGCUUGGUGGUUGGCAAACAGAGGGAAGAAGCGCUGCGCAUCUUCGAGGCCGCCCUGCCGACCUUGUCCGCCGUCCCCUUCGGCAAGGCCACCGGAAAGCAACUACGAUACUGCUCCGAGCUGUUCCUGACCGAGUUCUGCAUGCUGCAGAGCCAGGCCCUGCGCGCAAACGAACGGUCGCUGGAGGACCCCAACUCGCUGGCAUGCUUCCGGUCCUGGGCCGAUUACUGGGAUGCAUUUGGCGGGUCGCUGGGAGGCCAUGGAUUCAGGGGCUCUGUGCCGAGGAGGCGGGUGUGGAACGAAUACUUCACCGCCUUGUCCACCAUACUCGAGCUGGACCUCCCGUACCCCACCGGUCAUCCGAAGAGCAUUCCCGCCGAAGAAUCCUCGGCGAGAGCUCACCUACGCACCGAGUUGGCCAAGGUGGAGACGGCCUACGAAGCCUUGCUCCUGAACGAGACCAAGUUCCCCCGGGCGGACGAAGAACGUGAAGAGGUUGAGAACUUUGUCAAACUCACCAUGAGAAACUGGUCUCUCCUUUGCGGUCGCGGUUGGCGUGAGGAUCAUCUCGGUCCCGAUGGACGUCAGGGCAUCAGCCGCCGCGUCCUGGACGUCCUUUACCGCGCUGCCACCAAGACGUACCAUUCGACCACGAUACUGCGAUGCCUUUUCCUCGUCCACCUUUCCGUCGCCGAGUUCGGCCUAGCCUUCAAAGCGUUCGAUUCGUACCUGGACCUCGUCAAGCAUGGCAAGGCCCGUGUGGACAAGACGGGCCAUCUGGAAGGGGCACUCGAUGAUGAUGCCACCGUUCUCGAAACCAUCUCGCAGUGCAUACUGGCGCUGUGUCGGUACGGGGGCCGGGACGCCGCCGAAAAGGCACGAGACCUUGGCGGUGAGCUCGAGGACAUGAUGGCGAGAUUGCCCCAACUGAAGGCAGGCGUCUCGGACGGAACGACCCUGCCGGAAAUCGAGGAAACCACCAGUCCUCUGCACCCAGAGGUCCCGCCUAGCACCGUGGCGUUGUCCUGGCAGGCUAUCGGUCUCUCCCAUGCGCAUUGGUCUCGCGUCACGUACGAUGCCGUCGCCAGGACCGAAAUCCAGGGGAAAGCCAUUCGCUGUCUCCGCAAGGCUCUUACCCCGGAAUUGGGCCGCACGAGAGACGUCCGCAGCCUGUUUGCUCUGGGCUUACUGCUCGCCGAGCGGCGGGAACUGUCAUCCGCCAUCGAGCUUGUCAAGUCGGCGUUGAUUUCCAACAAGUCGGCCGAUGGUACCGGUACCCCUAACCACUACCAUGGGCCGUUCUGGCAACAACGCUCGCUCAUAUCUCUCUGGCACCUGCUGGCCCUCCUGCUCAGCGCGAGGCAAGACUUCUCGAUGGCGGCACGAGCCUGCGAGGGCGCCUUUGAGCAGUUCAAGGACCCAACCGUUCUUUUCGGGACGACGACGCAUCCGCUUUUCAGGAGCGACCAUCUGAACGAGCUCGAGGCGGCCGACGAGAAGAGUCAGGAGCGCCGACGCGGCCUCGUCGAUGACAUGGACGACGCGGAGCGGGAGAGCCUCCUCGAGAUCCAGGUCUCGCAGCUCAUGCUCGUCGAACUGCUGGAGGGCCCGGAGGUGGCGGUGAACGCGAGCGACGAACUGCUCUCUCUCUUCUCGCGGCUCUUUGGCGACGUGCAGGCGUCCCCCAACAAGUCGUCUGCGCUAGGGGCUCCCGCGCCCCCGCAGGCGCCGAAGAGCUCGGCGGGUACGUUCCGGAGCAUCAAAGGUAGCAUUUUCGGCGGGCGUUCGGCAAAGUCGCAUGACACGGCCAAGCCAAGCGCGGGCGCGGGCCCGGGUAUGAACACGACCCUGGAGAGUGAAAAGGCGUCGGUGUCGACACGGCCGCAAACGACGCAGACUACGGCUAGUAUCGCCCCGACCAUACAAGUGACGGGUGAAAAUGGACACGCGGUCCAGAGGCGACCGUCCCGGAGAUUGUCCAGCGCGCGUCGGGCGCGGAGCGAGUCGGGGAAGCGCAACAGCCUGCUGAAAAGGGAUCAGAGCACCGGUCGUCGGAGGGCGCCCAGUGCCGGCUCGUACCCCCCACCUGCUACCAUGGCUGAUGGCGAAGGCUUCUUCGCUCCCGGUCCCCAUGACGCCGCCCAGCAGCGAGGGGACCAUGGCACUACCCCGAGCAAGCGUCAACCUGCGGCCUCGUCCUUCUCCCGGGGGCAAACAUUAUCGCAUAGCAACUCGGUCGCAUCCCAGGGGUCCAGGUCGACGGUCUCCUCCUACCCUGAGAUCACGUCGGACGCGACGUACACCAUUACCAGCCCCUUGCCGAUUAUCCAGUUCGGCGCAGAGCACGAGCGUAAGCAGCGGGUGGCGCUCCUCAUCAGGGUCUGGCUCGUGGUGGCAGGGUUCUAUCGGAGGGCGGAGAUGUUUGAGGACUGCCGGGGUGCCAUCGCGGAGGCGCAGAAGCUCGUCCAGGGACUGGAAGCGACUGAGCGGGAAGCAGAAACGAUCUCGGCAUCGAGUCAGAGUCCCGGCUGGGCAGAGAAGAAGAGCAUUGACGAAUUGUGGGGUGACGUCUGGGCCGAGCUGGGAUACUUGUCGCUCGCCAAGGGCGCGCCUUUCGAUGCUCGUUCCGAGUUCGAAGCCGCCCUCACCCGUUUCCCCGACCAUCCGUCCGCCAUCGUCGGUCUCUCCAACAUCCUGCUCGACCUCUACUCCGAGAAGCUCCUCCCCCUACCGACCAUGCCCGACCUCGCCACAGUGGAGGACAAUUUCGUGUGCGUCUCGCUUCAAUCGUCCGGUUCCAUCCCCCGCAUCACGACGCCAUCGCAGGGCCUGCCUUCGACGCCCAUCGGCCUGGGCAUCAACCCCGCCACCACCAACUCGGAUCCUGCUGCUGCUGCCCCUGCUGCCGUCGUCACCCUAGUCGCAAGGAAUGGCGGGACCAAAGGUCCCCAAGCCGACGACGACAAGACCCUGCCGGCCGCCUACAAGGCGACGUCCCUGCCGCUGAUCGACCGGCUCGCGGCGCGCGACCGGGCCAACGGGCUCUUGAGCGGCCUCACCAAGCUGGGCUCCUCGUGGGACUAUCCCGAGGCCUGGUUCACGCUGGCGCGGGCGCAUGAGGAGAGCGGGCUGUUGGAGAGGGCCAAGGAGGUUCUUUGGUGGUGUGUCGAGCUCGAGGAGGGCCGCGGCGUGCGCGAGUGGAGGUGUCUUGGUCAUGGUGGCUACGUCCUCUGAGUUGGUUCCCUGGGACGUUGUUUUCAUUACCGGCCUCUUUCGGUUUUUUUCCCCCCCUCUCUCUCUUCUCUUCUCUUCGUUUGAACUUUUUUUUCAAAAUUUCCUUCUUUGUGUCACGACAAGCGGGCAUCAUCACCUGAGAGAGUCCUCCGGUCUAAGUGGUUUGGCAUCCAAAGCUUUUAGCAUCUUGUUUUGCAUUUGUUUAAUUAUUUUUUUGUUUCUUCCUCUUUGCUUAUUUGUUAGCUUUUGUAAAGAGCUAUGGAAUCGAAUAGGAGAGGUUGGAAACGAAAAGAACAAGGAGAAGUGAAGGAUAGAGAUAGACAUGGGAAAGAAGAAGAAAAUAGCCAAGCAAGCGUUGAAUACGCAUUUGGAAUCUUGCCGUC
This is a messenger RNA of Sodiomyces alkalinus F11, 4347 nucleotides long. RefSeq lists its product as hypothetical. Bases 263 to 3964 code for a protein of 1233 amino acids. Gene Ontology annotation, molecular function: protein binding. The transcript has 4 exons. The record is from RefSeq and is a predicted model, not a curated record. NCBI's taxonomy places the organism in Eukaryota, Fungi, Ascomycota, Sordariomycetes, Glomerellales, Plectosphaerellaceae.